Molecule: messenger RNA, 1791 nt
Organism: Fomitopsis serialis
Lineage: Eukaryota; Fungi; Basidiomycota; Agaricomycetes; Polyporales; Fomitopsidaceae
Product: acyl-CoA N-acyltransferase
Exons: 3
Coding region: 1-1791 (596 amino acids)
Molecular function (GO): protein-N-terminal-alanine acetyltransferase activity; protein N-terminal-serine acetyltransferase activity
Source: RefSeq, a predicted model, not a curated record
AUGCUCGGCGAUCCCAAGGUCCGCGCUCGAUGUCUCAGAGCGCUGACCCUCCUUCCCCGGCCCCAUCGACCAGCCGCCGUGCCUAUCUUCGACCACCUUGCAGAAGUCAUUCGACACGCGACCGGUUUGCGUAGGAUAGUCUUGGAUUAUGCGGACGAUAGCUUCCUCGACAGUUGUCCCACACUCGCGGAUGCACUCGCUGACGUGGAGUCGCUCGAGACCAUUCGCUUCGACUUCGUGUCUACAAGAGGGGUGGCGUUACUUUCGCGUAUGAAAAGCCAACCGCGAUCAGUCCAAUGCUCAGUCAAUGUCUUCAGGCUGCCAUCGCAAGGCCCGACACGAUUCCUGCAUAACUUCGUUCAGAGCCUGACUUUCUUGGAGCUCUAUGACGCACUCGAUAUUCUAGCGGUGGACACAGAAUCCCAUGCCGUAUGGCCCCGGGUUCGCAAACUCGUCUUGCAGGACGAGAAAAUCAGGCGUGAACAUUGGCAGUUCAUAUGCCGUGCGUUCCCCAACCUUCGUACACUGCGCAUGGGUGGGAUGUUGCUCGACACUGCGGGCACCUGUGCCGAAUGGUCAGAGAUGGAUCUCGUUCAGACGAGGAGUCCACUCCCGUUGCGGUGCCACGUACGCUGCGUCGAACUCAAUAUCAGCCUGGAUAAGCAAUUUCUGUCCCCGCACAACGUCGCCGACUAUCUCGAGAUGCUCGGGCAUAGCUCGCCCGUUGCGUUGACCUGCCACCUCAAUGACCGCAUACUGGACUAUCUGCCUGUGCGACUGCCUCGUCUGCGAUUUCUCCACUUGGCGACACACGAUUUGGAGCUACCGACCGAGUUGGGCGGUGUUGCCAGAUGGGUAGAUGCCACACUGCUGCGUCUUGCGUCUUGCCUUGCCCAAACACAGGUCCGCACCGUCAUCGUUGAUCUUCCCCAUAAAUGUACCAACAGGCGGGCCGAGCUCCGUUCGCACGCCGAGAACAUCGCGACGCACGCUCGGUUUGGCAUGUCCUUCACAAACCUCUAUCAACCGCCCCAGCCUCCGCCUGCUCCCACAGAGUCAGAGCUGUACGGCGCAGAUCCGUACGACAUCAACUAUGUCUUCCCCCUCGACCUCCAACUCCUCCAGAAUGAUCGCGUGCGCCUAACUCCGUUCGUCCCCCGAGCGCACGGUGCCCUUUUAUGGGACGCCGUCGGGCCCACCUUCCCUGACCUGUUCCGCUACUACCCCAUCUUGUUCACCACUCUCGAACAGAACCUCGCGUUCUUCGAGCGAGCGUACCGCUCGAACCCCGAAUGCGUCCUGUUUGCGAUACUGGACAAGGCCACGCCCGACGACUCGCAUCCCGAACUCGGCGGGGGCAGCUUCGCCGGCCUCAUCGGCCUCAUCCGCACGUCGAGGGCCCAACUCACCACCGAGAUCGGGUACGCGGUCAUUUUCCCCGAGUUCCAGCGCAAGAAGAUCGCAUCGAACGCAACGGCGAUCCUCCUCAAGUACUGCCUAGAGCUCCCGACUGCGUCCCCUCCGGGCCUUGGCUUGCGACGUGUCCAGUGGGGUGCGCAUUCGGACAACGUAGCCUCUAUUCGGGUCGCGACAAAGCUUGGGUUCAAGAUGGAGGGGACGCAUCGCUGGGCUUACAUUAGAAAGGAUAGGAUGGGUCACACGCCGCGCAAGGGCGAUCCGUGUCCCGGACAAGGCGGAUUCGACAUUGCCAUCCUGUCGAUGUGUUGCGAUGAUUGGGAGGCGGGAGGAAGGGAACUAACACAAAUGUGUAUUGACGAACACCGUAUAUAG